AUGGACGCCACCACCCAAGGGGUUGAGGCUGUGGCGGCCCUCCUCAAGGGAUUGAAGCCCCACUAUGCUAGCUUGGAUGAGCUCUUCGCCAGCCACGCCAACGAAGCUGGAGCUGUCGCCCAAGAUAAGCUGGAAAUCUUGCUGGGAGAAGAACUGCAGCUACCUCUUCUGGUCGUUCAGCGCUUGCUGGCUAUCUGCCCCUCGCAAGAAGUGCACUAUGUGGACUUUAUGCAAAACGUGAUUAUGGGCCACAUCGGCUUGGCCAUCCAGCAGCAAAAUGUCAAUCUGAGGGUGGUGUUCAAAGCCCACGACGAGCGGUCAUACGGCUAUUUGACACGUCAUCAAUUGGUGCUUUUGCUGCGCACUGUUGUUGACCUUCCUACACCAGACAUUGAUUUCCUUCUCAACCAGGUUGAUCCCAACAGUCGGGACAAAAUUCGUUAUGACCAAUUUGUUGCCAAGUUCUUGCGGUCAGAGACGCACCAGUUACGCCGGGAGGCCUGGAAGGUGGCCCACAAUCGGACUUUGCGUGCCGUAGUCGUCAUCACCCGACACGGCGCGCGCUUCCCUCUCAAGCCUUUUCCUCGUGACAACCAUUGGCCACAAGAGAAGGAAUUUUGGACCAACUAUGGCGGUCGCCUCACCCCAGUCGGCUGUCAGCAACACACCAAGUUGGGUGACAUGCUGCGUGCCAAGUACCUCGAGCGCGAUCAACUGUUGGAAGUGGAUGCUCCUAAUCUGUCAGAGCGUGUGGAAGUGUAUACUUCCAAUUCUGAUCGCACGUUGAUGUCAGCUCAGAGAACGGCAGCGCAAUCUACGGGUUCGCUCCGAGACUUUAUCGCGUAUCCGGAGCAUCGAAAGCGGCAGUGGAAAACGAAUCAGCAGUAUGUCACCUUUGGCAUGCCUCACCACUGUGUGUGUGUGUGUGUGUGUGAACGCCAAACAGCCUCCAUCCCCAUCCAUGUGGCCAGUGAAACUUACUCUCCACUCUUGCACGGAUUCAAAAGCAAUGCAGCAUACGAAACCAUCAAGGACGAUGUCUUUGAACGCGCCCCUGACUUUCGGGCCUGGGCAGAGGAGGAACGUUUUUGCCAGCUGGCUGAAAAGCUGUGGCAGAGCACGGGCUUUGAGAAGAUUGACCCCGAGAAGUCAAUGCGUAAACGCCUGCAGAGCUUCCAGUCUGUCUCACAGCAAAUCAAUAUCGAGCGCGCCCACGCCAUGGAGCUCUUGUUCAAUGCAGACGACGUCACGCUGGAUGUGGCGGACGAGGAGGCGCUGCGUCUCGUCGCCGACACUAUUUGUCGACUGCGAUAUUGCGGUUUGAACAACGAUGAUCAACGUCGCUUGGCUCGUCUCGCCGCAGGCACCUUGCCAAGUACAAUCAUCAACAGCUUCCAGUCGAUUGUAGAUGCCGAGGAACGAAAUGGCCGUUUGACAGUGUACAGCGCGCAUGACAACUCACUCAUGGCCAUGCUGGCACAACUGGGCUUCAAAGAUUUUCCGAUUCCCAGCUUUGCUGCCCACCUGUGCUUCGAGUUGCACGAGCCCGUGCCUGGGCAGUACCGCGUGCGUGUCCUCUACAAUCCCGAUCCAGAUGUGUUUGGAUUCGCAGACGAUGAGGCUGUGCUCCAAGGCUACAAGGAAACUGUUCAUCCAUGCCGGGUCCCGGGUCCUGGUCAAGUUUGCGAAUGGCUUCAGCGUGACUUUGGUGACAUGGAGUUUGAAGAGUUCAAGAAUAUUCUGAUGCUGGAUCGCCGAAGCUUUCCAGAUGAGCCAAGCUGGGUGGAGGCCACCUCAGGGGAUCCAUGGGCGCUCGAUGUGGAGCCCGUGGCUGUGCCCGGUACCACCCAACCGAUGUACAUGGUGGAUGGCGUUCCACGCUAUGUGCUCCGGCCAUUUGACAAGCAAGUGGCAGGCCAUGUUGAUACCAUUAUGCUCCUGGGUGACACCAAGCUUUGCAAACCGCUGAAUGAUCAAGAGCACGCAUUUUACAUGCUGCUCUUUGGUGAUGAACAGGAUGCAGCUGUGGUCCCGCGGACUGUGAGCCAGCCAUUUACGGCACAGGCAAAAGAGUUUUUAAAUGCUCACUUGGAUCAAGUACAGCUGUGGCGCGAUUGUUUGAAGCGAUGGAUGCCGCGCUAUUUUGGCACCAUUCACGUUCAGCAAGAGGACAUGCAAAUUGCUUCCUCAAACUCAACAUCUUCCCUUGCUGAAGCGACACCCAGUCGUCCCAAGUUUACACGGCGCUUUACUGUGAGCGUGCCCGAGUCUUACGCCUCGCCCGACCCAACUUCUUUCAAGGGGUUGCGCCGUUCCUCCAUCGGCUAUCCUGCUCUCCCGCUUGAGGAGGUGCCGAGUCAUGCCGAGGAUGCUGACAUGCUGGCCAUGAGCCACCGCGGGGUUGUGGUUGGCUGGGACAAACUGCUUUGGUUUUCUGAGAUGGUGCGUGACAGUGUCAGCACUCCACCUUUGGGCGAGCUGAAUUUGCGCGAGCACGUGGCCCAAGUGCUGCGCCCUACAGACGAGCGUCUAGCAAACAUUGCCUGGCCUCAGGUACCCGGCCAAGGGUUUGGCUUAGUCACCGAAAGUGACGCCAUCGUGCCACUCUACUUUGCAUCUCAAGUGCUGUGCCUCAAAUGGUACAAUGCAUGUCGCGGGUUGAUCAACAGCCUGCCGGAGGAAGAAGCUGCUCUCUAUGAGCCGUCCCUUGUGCGCGAAUCGACCAUCAGCUCCUUGGAAAAGGCUCUUCUUACACUCAAAGAGGCAGAGGAAUUUUUGGUGGCUACGCGAUUUGGCACCAAACCUGUCGAGCGCAAGCAAGCUUGGCCAAUGCGCACCAACAGCCUGCGCCAGGCCUCAAGUCAAGCCACCAAUUCAGCCCGCAAGCCGCGCGAACAACGUCACGUGUUUGUCGUUCUGGAAAACCUGCUGGUCACUUAUGAUGCACCAUGCAUCCUCGACCUCAAGCUGGGUACUCGCCAACACGGAGACGACGCCACUCCAGAAAAGCGGGCGCGCCAGCUAGCAAAAUGCCAGGCCACGACAUCCGGCUCACUUGGCAUUCGCUGUUGCGGCAUGCGCUUAGCGCAAGCCGACGGUAGCGUUGAGGUCUACGACAAGUUUUAUGGCCGACAGUUGACCAAGGAAACAUUUGAGUCGCAGUGUUUACGCAAGUUCUUCUCUGUAGGCGAAGGCAGCUUGCGGCGUGAGGUGAUUGAGAGCUUGGCUGUCAAACUGGAUGCUCUCAUCUCAGACUUGAAGCGUUUGGAUGGGUUCCGUUUUUACUCGUGCUCCCUUUUGGUGGUCUACAACGGACGCGUCAACGACCUGCGCGCUGAGCUUCGCUUGAUCGACUUUGCCAAGACAAUUCACCCGGCAUCACCACUCUGGAAUGCCGACGUGCACAAGGGCUCGGACGCGGGUCAACUUUUUGGUCUCACCCAACUGCAUCGAAUGCUAACUCGACUCGUGUCCGAAUCCGAGGCUUAAAGAGCGGCACACGGCGCUUCAAAUGUUGAGCUGAAUUCAUGCACAACGCCUUGAUAGUAUGAGCUGCACUCGCAUUCACUGCUUUGCAAAUCGAUCAAUUGAAAGUCAACUUUC
Molecule: messenger RNA, 3603 nt
Organism: Monosiga brevicollis MX1
Lineage: Eukaryota; Choanoflagellata; Craspedida; Salpingoecidae
Exons: 30
Coding region: 1-3489 (1162 amino acids)
Biological process (GO): phosphatidylinositol phosphate biosynthetic process; inositol phosphate biosynthetic process
Cellular component (GO): cytoplasm; nucleus
Molecular function (GO): inositol hexakisphosphate kinase activity
Source: RefSeq, a predicted model, not a curated record